Messenger RNA from Pogoniulus pusillus (Red-fronted tinkerbird), 960 nucleotides. RefSeq names its product cytochrome c oxidase assembly factor 1 homolog. The record is from RefSeq and is a predicted model, not a curated record. Gene Ontology annotation, biological process: mitochondrial respiratory chain complex I assembly; mitochondrial respiratory chain complex IV assembly. NCBI's taxonomy places the organism in Eukaryota, Metazoa, Chordata, Aves, Piciformes, Lybiidae. The transcript has 6 exons. Gene Ontology annotation, cellular component: mitochondrial inner membrane. Bases 311 to 730 code for a protein of 139 amino acids.
AGCACCGCCCGCCAGCUCCCCCUGCCGCACUCCGCCGGCACCGCCGCCAUGGCGGCCCGCAUGGCCCACGCCUGAGCCUUUCCGCCGACCGCCGCUGCUGUGGAGUGUGGAUAAGAGCUGUGGGCAGAGAAUUUUGACCGAAUUGAGGCUACCAAGUGAUAAGGAUCUUGAAGCACCGAUUCAGAGGAGUGGCAGCAAAAAGCCUGUUGUUACGCUGAGUGCUUUACACAACAAAUAACUCCCCCUGCUUCCUCAGCUGCCUAAAAAUCAAGCCACAGAUUCUGACUUCAACUGGAAUACGAGAGGAAAAAUGCCAGCUUCUCUAAGGAAACUGAAGCAACUGGCUGUGUUCAUGAGCCUGUUGAGCGGCGGGGGCUGCAUCGUGAUGUACAACCUUAUGCAAAAAAGCUUUGCCAGGACCCAGUAUUACCAGCAAGCUCUGGAGCACCUGCACAGCAGCCCUGACGCCCUGGAAGCUCUGGGUGCACCCCCGCUCAAGGUUCACAACAUUCGGCUGACAGAUGGCAGCAAUCGAGUGGACACAGAGAGAGCACAGAUAAAAUUACCAGUGUCUGGAGCAAAAUCAGCAGGGUAUCUGCACAUUAACUCCCAGAUGGAUCACUCCCAGCAGCGCUGGUGCCUUCAGGAUGUCACCUUGAAGCUGCAGGACGGUCGGAGCGUUGCCGUGUACCGCUCCCCUGCGGGCAGCGCUGCCGUGCGGGAAGGCUGAGCAGGCGAAGCAGCUGCGCCUCCGGCUCCCGCUGAGCCAUUCAUCGAUCGCGCCCUGCUGCGCCCCCGCAGCCCCAAGGUUGGCACCAGCGACAGCCUCGCUUAAGGAGCUGCUCGCAAGACAGUGUCUUCUCCGAGACAGACCUCAUCGUUGUCACGACGGUAAUGUCUUCCUUUUGCUGGGUUAGUGGUGUGCUCACCAGAAGCCUGAAAUAAAUGCCUUGCAAAAGA